ACUCCAAGUUCUCUAUAUAUUCAUAACAUGCUCAAGCUAUCUGAUACAAAAAAUAUUUAGCAGCUGAGUCUUCAUAAGCCCUACUAUUUUACGGUUUUGGGAUUUCGUCACAUAUCUUCAGUCGCCUCCAGUAAAUCAAUGGGAAAAUCCACUAAGAAAUCAGCUUCCAAGGUCGAUGCAGCUCCUGCUGUUGCCGCACCCACUAAACCGAUGAAGAAAGGUAAGAGAGAAGCCGAGGAUUCUCUAGAGAAGCAUCUGGUGAGUGCUAAGAAGCAGAAGAAGGAAGUGGAAGUGGAGAAGAAGGAUGUGGAUAAGGCUCAGAAGAAGAACAUAAAAAAGAAAGUGAAGUCUUCUUCAGAAGAACAGCUCAAGGUUAAGGUACCAGCUAAGAAGGGAGGGGCAGUGGUCAAACAGUCUGUGCAAGAAUCUAGUAGUUCUGAAGAGGAAACGUCUUCUGAUGAUGAGCCUAUUGCCAAAUCUACUUCGCUCUCAACUAAAGGCCCAAAAGUUGAUGCUACAAAUGGUGUGGCUAAAAAUAGCAAACAAUCCAGCAGUUCAGAUGAUAGUGAUUCUGAUGAGGAUGAAGUUCCUAAAACAAAGGUACCGGUGCCAACCAAGAAGCCUGUGGUGGCAGUUAAGAACAGAACUGUAGAAUCUGACUCGGAUGAUGAAACUAGUGAUUCAGAAGAGGAUGCGAGUGCACUUAAGAAGCCUUCUUCAGUUGCAGCUAAGAGUGGCAAUGUUGCAGUUACCAAGAAGAAAGAAAAGUCUGACUCCGACUCUCAGAGCAGUUCUGAUGAAGAUGUUGCAGAUAAGAAGAAAGAUGAGUCAAUUGAUGAUUCUGAUUCAGAAGAUGAGUCUAGCUCAGAUGAGGAUGUUGCAGCAACCAAGAAAGUUCCUGCUGCUGUGACUAAAAAGACCCCUGUCGCAGCUUCAAAGAACAAUGAGUCAAGCAGUGAAGAUGAAAGCUCAGAUGAAGACGUUCCUGCAGCUACAAAUGGCUCAGUGGUUGCUACAAAGAAGAAAAAUGAUUCCAGUGAGGAAUCAGAAACUGACAGUUCUGAGGAAAGUGAAGAUGAACAGCCUCAAAAGAAAAAGCUGAAAGUCCCAAUUCCUGCAACUCCAAAUGCUGUUAAACCUAGCGUAAAGGCUGCAGAAGAGGAUGAUAGUAGCAGUGAAGAGGAAAGCUCUGAUGAUGAUGAACCAUCAAAAAUGGAAGGGGUAAAGAAGUCAAUUCGUGCCUCAAAGGAUAGCAGUUCAGAGGAAGAGUCUUCUGAGGAAGAGGAGGAAAAACCUUCGACAACUCCCAAGAAAAAGGAUGCUGGUGUGAAAACGACUGGUCUUGCACCAUCGAAGGAGACUCCCAAGACGCCUGCCACUCCUACAGCGCAGACCACGGGCCCCAAAACUCUAUUUGUUGGGAACCUUUCCUACUCUGUUGAGCAGGCAGAUGUUGAAAACUUUUUCAAAGAUGCUGGUGAAGUUGUUGAUGUUCGCUUUGCCAUGUCUUCUGAGGAUAAUUCAUUUAGGGGCUUUGGCCAUGUUGAGUUUGCUACCACUGAAGCAGCAGAGAAGGCCCUCCGUGAAUUGAAUGGUGAAGACCUACUCGGUCGUCCCGUGAAACUAGAUAUGGCAAAGGAAAGGGGAUCGUACACACCAUAUAAUGGUGGCAACGAGACGAACUCAUUCCAGAGGGGAGGGAGGCCUCAAGGGCAAACAAUAUUUGUUCGUGGUUUUGAUAAAUAUGAUGGUGAAGACAAGAUUAGAGGUUCUCUUGAAGAUCAUUUUGGUUCCUGCGGUGAAAUCACAAGGGUUUCCAUUCCAAAAGAUCAGGAUGGUGGUGUUAAAGGAAUAGCCUACAUUGAUUUUAAGGAAAAUGCUGCCUUUAACAAAGCUCUGGAACUUGAUGGAUCUGAAUUCGGGGAGAGUUCCUUGUCGGUGGAAGAGGCUAAGCCUAGAGGUGAUAGUGCUGGUGGUGGCAGAGGUGGCAGGAGUGGUGGCCGGGACAGUGGCGGUCGUUUCGGGGGUCGACGUGGAGGUGGCCGCAGUGGUGGCGGUCGAUUUGGAAGUGGAGGUGGUGGUCGCUUUGGAGGUAGAGGUGGAGGAAGAGGACGUGGAACUCCUGGGAAGCCAAGCGUGUUUGCCGCUGGUGCAGGGAAGAAGACUACAUUUGGUGAUGACUAGGAGUACACAGCUUGACCCGACCCGAUCCAUUGGGUUUUGGAGGGUUGCUUUAAAUCCUAAGUAGUAGUAAAUCCUUGUUCGGAUCGAAGACUGCGGUAUAACAUUUUUUGUUUUGUUGAGAUGUUUAAAGAAAGGAUUCACAUUUAUGCCUUUUUUUUAUGUAAUGAAAUUAUGGUGAGAUUUUUGAAGGAGACCCUCGAGUUAAAGAGGCUUAGUCC
Olea europaea var. sylvestris is the source of this 2402-nucleotide messenger RNA. RefSeq names its product nucleolin 2-like. The record is from RefSeq and is a predicted model, not a curated record. Bases 139 to 2184 code for a protein of 681 amino acids. Gene Ontology annotation, molecular function: RNA binding. NCBI's taxonomy places the organism in Eukaryota, Viridiplantae, Streptophyta, Magnoliopsida, Lamiales, Oleaceae. The transcript has 16 exons.